AUGCUCUUCGACAAAUUCUCCACUGCCGGCCCGGUUCUCUCGAUUCGUGUCUGCCGUGAUGCGAUCACUCGCCGCUCGCUUGGCUACGCCUACGUCAACUUUCAACAACCAGCUGAUGCCGAACGUGCUCUCGACACGAUGAACUUCGACGCACUCAAUGGAAAGCCGAUUCGCAUUAUGUGGUCCAACCGUGAUCCAUCUACUCGUCGCUCUGGAGCUGGAAACAUCUUCAUCAAGAAUCUUGACAAGUCCAUUGACAACAAAGCUGUCUACGAUACGUUCUCGCUUUUCGGAAACAUUCUUUCGUGCAAGGUUGCUCUCGAUGAUGAGGGACAAUCGAAGGGCUAUGGCUUUGUGCAUUUCGAGACCGAGGACGCUGCAACUAGAGCCAUUGAGAAAGUUAAUGGAAUGCUUCUCGCUGGAAAACAAGUGUACGUCGGUAAAUUCCAACCUCGAGCUGCUCGUGCCAAAGAGAUCGGCGAGUCGGGCAAGCGGUUCACCAAUGUAUUCGUGAAGAACUUUGGAGAAGAUCUUGACCAGGAUACAUUGGAUAAACUCUUCGCAAAAUAUGGAGAGAUCAGCUCGAGCGCUGUUAUGACGGACAUUGAGGGAAAGAGCAAGGGAUUCGGAUUUGUCGCAUUUAAAGAGGCUGAAGAUGCCGAGAAGGCUGUUGAUGCUUUGAACGAGUUCGCUUUGGAAGGAUCCGACAAGAAGCUCUUCGUUUGCCGUGCUCAGAAGAAAGGAGAACGAUCUGCUGAGCUCAAGAGACGCUUUGAGAUGGCGAAAGCUGAGCGUAUGCAACGCUAUCAAGGAGUGAAUCUCUACGUGAAGAACUUGGAUGAUUCGGUCGAUGAUGAGACAUUGAGAAAGAGCUUUGAGGAAUUCGGAAAGAUCACCUCAGCCAAGGUGAUGACUGAUGAGAACGGGCGCUCGAAAGGCUUCGGUUUUAUCAUCUGCUCCAAACCUCUCUAUGUGGCACUUGCUCAACGCAAGGACGAUCGUCGUGCUCAACUCGCCUCUCAAUACAUGCAACGUCUCGCCAGCAUGCGCAUGUCUGGACCAAUGCCCACCACCAACAUCUACACAGCCGGAAAUGGAGGAUACUUUGUCGGAAGCGCUCUUCCAAACCAACGCGGCAACUUCAUGGCUGGAGGUGGAAUGCCCGCUGCCGCCAUGCGUGGACCUCAACGCUGGAGUGCUGCUGGAUUACCUGGACAAACCUUUGGACAAGCUCCUUACCUCGUCCAAACGCAAGGCUACCAACAACAACGCCGUCCAGGAGCCGCCCCUACUGGUCAACGCGCGCCGCAAGGAUAUCAACAACAAGGCGUCGCUCCACGUGGAGUCCCACAACAACGUGCACCAGCCGGAUACGCGCAAGCUGUUCGCCCAACUCCUCAACAGAAUAUCGUGGUUGGAGGACAAGAGCCACUCUCGUCUCAUGCUCUCGCACAAGCUUCUCCACAGGAACAAAAGCAAAUGCUUGGAGAGCGUAUUUACACCCUUAUCGACAAGAUGUACAACGGUCGAAACGAUGCCGGAAAGAUUACGGGAAUGAUGCUCGAAAUGGACAACGCUGAGUUGAUCAUGAUGUUGCAAGACGACGAGCUCUUCCGUCAAAAGGUCGGCGAGGCUGCCAAUGUCCUCCAACAGGCUCAGCAAAACCAAAUGCCCAAG
Molecule: messenger RNA, 1677 nt
Organism: Mesorhabditis belari
Lineage: Eukaryota; Metazoa; Nematoda; Chromadorea; Rhabditida; Rhabditidae
Source: the annotation of a GenBank genome assembly